Messenger RNA from Rhipicephalus sanguineus (brown dog tick), 7389 nucleotides. RefSeq names its product protein prickle. Lineage: Eukaryota; Metazoa; Arthropoda; Arachnida; Ixodida; Ixodidae. The record is from RefSeq and is a predicted model, not a curated record. Gene Ontology annotation, molecular function: zinc ion binding. The transcript is spliced from 7 exons. Bases 392 to 3580 code for a protein of 1062 amino acids.
CCGCACAAAGUUCUGACUCAGCUGAGGUUCCCAAUGGAUACGUCCUGCAGCGUCGGGCGUCAGUGCAUGUGUCUGCACUGGUAGUGGUCGUUUUGAACGUGUGCUUCGGGGGUUGACCAUCGCACUUUGCCACUGGAUUACCGCAUCGAGCGUCGUCACUUCGGUGCCCGCUGUCCUCAUCUGCAGCUAUACUUUUGUGUUGUGCCGAAUUCGUUUUUGUGGAGCUACGGCGGCGUGCUCGCGUGUUGUGUGUUGCUCGUCGCCGCGGAGGGGGGGUGUGCGCGCACCACUUCCUUGCCUCCGGGCCAAGGUUGGUUUGUUCCGUGCGCGGCUGCCCGGCUCCUCGACUUCAUUGACAUGACCAAGAUAUGCGGCUGACCGCCGGAGAACCAUGGACGGACCUUGCCAGAAGUGCGUCGGUCAAUGCAGCGGAUACGCGCCGCAUUUCUGGAGGAAAGUAUGUCGCAACUGCAAGUGUCCCCGCGAGGACCACCAGGACGGUCCGAUGGCCGCCAACCAGGCCGAGGUGGACCGGCUGCUGCAGAAGGCGACGUCGCCCGCCUACUCCACGUCUCCGCCGCCACCGACGCAGCAGUCCCAGCCACACCACCAGCAUAAGCAAGGUUCUCCGGCGCCGAACCCGAACCCCGGAAGCACCGAGGCCGUCCAGCGGCAGUCGCACUCGGAUGACGACAGCGGCUGCGCGCUAGAGGAGUACACCUGGGUGCCUCCGGGACUCAAGCCCGAACAGGUGCACCUGUACUUCUCGUCUCUGCCGGAGGACAAGGUUCCGUACGUGAACAGCGUGGGCGAGAAGUACCGCAUCCGGCAGCUGCUGCACCAGUUGCCGCCGCACGACUCGGAGGUGCGCUACUGCAACGGCCUCUGCGAGGAAGAACGCCGCGAACUGCGCCUCUUCUCGAGCCAGCGCAAGCGCGAGGCCCUCGGCAGGGGAUCCGUCCGGCAGCUACCCGUCAACGCGGCCAGCCUGCCACCCAUCGUGUGCCAGAACUGCGAGGAGCCCUUGUCGGCGGGUGACAUGUGCGUGCUGGCGUCCCGCGCGGGCCCCGACUGCGGCUGGCACCCGGGCUGCUUCACGUGCCACACCUGCGGCGAGCUUCUCGUCGACCUCAUCUACUUCUACCGGGAGGGAAAGCUCUACUGCGGCCGACACCACGCCGAGAGUCUGAAGCCGCGCUGCACCGCUUGCGAUGAGAUAAUCUUCGCGGACGAGUGCACGGAGGCAGAGGGCCAGGCGUGGCACAUGCGCCACUUCUGCUGCUUCGAGUGCGACCGUCAGUUGGGUGGCCAGCGGUACAUCAUGCGCGACGGUCGACCUUACUGCCUGCGCUGCUUCGACGCCAUGUUCGCCGAGUUCUGCGACACGUGCGGCGAGCCCGUGGGCGUCGACCAGGGCCAGAUGUCGCACGAGGGACAGCACUGGCACGCCACCGAGGCCUGCUUCCGAUGCGCCACCUGCCGCCAGUCUCUCCUGGGCCGGCCAUUCCUGCCCCGCAAGGGGCUCAUCUACUGUUCCCUCCAGUGCAGCAAGGGCGAUUCGAAGUCGUCUUCUCAGAGGGGCAACGGCUCACCGUCCUCGAGCAAGGGCCUAGUACAAACGAGCGCGCCGACUACGACCGCUUCGAACUCUCCGAGUCGACACAGCACGAUCCGACAGAGCCCGCUGCUCCUGCGGAAGCAGCCGCCGCCACUCGAGCUCGACGACCCCGUGGAGGAGUGUCCCCCGCCACCUCCUCUCCCGACCUCGGGUCCACCUCGCGAAGACGAAGGGGACAUCUCCUACGCAGCCGACUCGACGAGCUUCCAGAGGUACUCCGACUCGGCCUCCUCCCAGGGACACUCGGACACGACGGCCACAGUUCGCUCCGACUCGCCGCAUUCCGCGACUCGUUCGGACACGCCCGAAUCUCAGGGCUCUCGCCACAGCUCCCAGCCGCAGACACCGCCCAAGCCGCGACCGUGUUCACCGGCAGGAAGCCUGAAAGGAAUCAGUGGCCUGCCUACCAUCCCGCCCUCAGCGGGUAUCCUGAAGAAGUCGGCGAGCUUGGCAUCCGAGUCGCCUUUAGGACGCAUGAAACACUUCCCGGCGUCACCGUCCCUGACGGCGGCCCGACACCCCGGCUUCCCUUCGCCCAAUUCUCCCGGGAACGUGAGGAGGCUCUUGUCUCCGGUGGCAUCCUCCGCACUCCAGACGUCGGGCCACCACUCCCCGGGCUCACCGUACAGUCUCGGAGUACCGGCGACGCCUCCCAAGCCACUGCUGUCGCCCAAUGUGGGCAGAAACCUCUCGACGGCGUCUUCCCCGCGCGGAAGCAUUUCCGCUUCGUCCUCCAUAUACGGUGCGCGCCAGAAGACCGUGCUCUCCCAUUCCAUGUCACAGUCUCCGGACAGCCCCAGGAUGAGGCAGCGGUUUCAGGGGACGAGUCCGUCCCUCGCCGGUUCCCACGCGGCGGGCCAUUCCGUGAGCCAGUGCGGACGGUUCCCGCCAGGAAUCACACCCAUGUCCCCGAUGCCUUCGCCGACGCAGAUGGUUCGCGGCAUCCUCGGUCAGGGGGAGACUCCGCGGUGCCAGCCUCAGCAGGCCACGCCCGAGCGGCAAGUGGCAUGCCGCCCUCAGGGCACCGCAGCAGUGACAUCGUCUUCGCCCGGUGACCCCCUGCUCACGCCUACUUGCGGUCGACGACGUGAACCACUCAACGUGUCCGACCUCCGGCUCGGGGCCCUGCUGGCUAGUUCCGAGGUCUUCGUGGAAGUGGUCGAGGAGAUCCAGAAUGGACCGUUCAGCAAGACCAGUAGCCACCACCACCACCGCCUCUCGGGGUCGCACUUCUCCAUGCCGGACCUUUCCGUGGGCCACGCAGCGUACAGCAGCAGUCAGCAUCACAUCCAGCAGCAACAGCAGCAGUCCGCCUCCUUCGGUGCGCAGGAUGACGAUGAUGGCGGCACGUGCUACUCUCCAGAAUCUCCGGGCGCAACUGCGGGCAGCGCACCGUCGUCACAUCCGACGACGCCCAAGAUGCUGUCGGUACACUUCGACCCGAGCCUGGGACAGGCGGAGAGCGACAACGACGCCGCUUGCAGCAGCGGCCGCCGCGGAAGCUCGCGGUCGUCUCGGCGAUCCCGGCGACACCGGCGUGACGACUCGAGCUCCAGCGAGGGCGGGUACGAGGACGAGCAAGACGCGGCGUCGGCGUCGACGUCGUCGUCGAGAAUCACGGUUCACUCGCAGCCCAAGUCGCAAAGGUCGAGGCGGGGCAAGGACGCCGCAGCAGCUAGGGCCCGCAGCGCGUCCGAGGGAGCGGUGUCGUCCCGGCGGGAGCGACCCCACUGUAGCCGGAGGGCACCCGCCGAGCUGCCACUCGAGUAUGACGAUGCGUGCAGCACGUGCUCCAGCUCGAGUUCGGAUGACUUCCCCUACGAACUGCCCCAACGGAGAGCCUACGGUGGGGUGCGGAUAUCGUAUGUAAGCAGUGACGCCCUCGCAGUGGCCAAGCAACGUACCAGGACUCGCUCGGCUGAGAAGAAAAACGCUGCUGACAAGAACUGCAUAAUUUCAUGAGGCACUAGUGAGUGUGUGUGUGCGUGUGCAUGGGUCCGAGUGUUUUGAGCGUUUGUGCUUGUCUGUGUUUCUUGCUUUCGUUCAUUCAGUGGCAUCAUGAGUCUAUUUCACAGCCAGUGCGAAGCCAAGCUUAUCGACCAUAUGUGCUGUUGAUCCUACGGAGGCACAAAACGAAAGAUCAUACUACUGCUUAACACACUGAAACAUUUCGUUACGAUAAUUGGACACUUUAAUAUAGCAUUAAGUUUUGUGUAGUACUCAUCGCUGUAACAUUGCAUUGUCCUCAGCUUUUAAUUACUUUCUAGCAUGUUCCUUCAGGCUGCAGUGUGCAUCACUGUGCCCUCUACACUUAGAUGGCUGAAGAAUUAGUUAUGGCCUCCUGAUAAUUCGGUGGUUUUAAUUCAUGAUGGAGUAUAUAGGAACUUGUUCACUUUUUGUGAAGCACUACUUUAGACCGAAUGCACUGGCUUCGCGGUGGCUUUGUGGUAGCCUCGUGCAAGCAUUUGUCUUCAUUGCAGUAUUAAAGACAUGAACAACACACCAUGCAAUUCAAGAACAAAGUGCGGGUAUUCAGCCUAUGUCAUGUGUCAGCCUUUGGUACUGUUCUCGUGUCACGUGUUUUGCAGAUGAAGAUUUAUCUGAAUUGCUCUUGUCCCACGUGUCUACAUGUGCUGUAGGGUACUUGUACUGAAGAUUCCUGCUGAGUUUUACUGCUUCUGCCUGCGUGUGUGUGUUAGGUCAUUGUAAGUAAUCACACCUCUGAACAAACAGCUGCGCCGAACGUGAAAUAUGCAGACCUGUACAGACAAAGUGUUUAAGAGUGUCUCUACAUGUCUUCAUGCAUGCUGCUGAGGUCAAGAGCAUUACUUUUUGCUACAAAGCAACGGACAACGCAGAUUUAUGCAUUUGUAAAAUAUCCCCACGGAGCGCAACAGUGUUGCCUGUUGUGGUGAGCUGCGCAUGUGAUCAACAAAUCCCAACUUUCCCAUGGGAAAAGCGCACAAAUCAACAGACAAUGACAGCAGACACUUAAGAGAUGCAAUGGUCUUUCACCUCGAACUAAACGGAUGCUACAUGGUUCAAGUUGAAGCUUGCUGUACAAGUCCUACACGAAAAAUUUAGGAAGAUGAAAAAUAUUAAAAUGGGCCCUGCAAUGCCCACCUCCAGUAUAUUAGAGUUUGUGUCAAGGUCCUGGGCAAGAUGAUUUCUUUUUCAGUGAGGGUGUGGCACUGAAGAUAAAAGUUAGCUGCAGCACAUCUGUUCAUAUGGGACAGUAGAGGUUGAUCCAAGGUAAAAUUGAAAAAAAAAACAAAAUAAAUUAGGAGUGCAGCGUGGUUGCAUACAACUAGCCAAGUAUUGCAGGCACCACAUUUGCCGCAUAAGCCAUGAGGGACCACGUUUGCAAUGACGAAAGCAAAGAGUGGCAGGGCCAAACAGCUUGAAUGUGAUGCAUAGGAAAGCCUAGUUAAAAUGUGAACUGCUGUAACGUUACACUGUUUUCAAGCAAGGGCAGCUUUGACAUAAACCUUGGCAUUUAUUAUAGGUAUAGACAAAUGUGGGAAACAUAUUCAGGCAACAGGACGCAGCUCAAGUGCCAACCGUAAGCUGUGUCGUAGAUACACCCGCACUGCCUUAUGUAAUACUCUCUCGGUGUUGCCGAUUGUGUGGCAUUCACUUCCCGCUUUCGUAGACAUUGCUAGGUGUUCCAGUUCAUUGUUUACCACAUGCCUUAUGCAUCCCAUUGCCAGGCUACAGGCUACAAUGUGUGCGAGCUGGACAAUAGGUUCCUCAUUCUAUAAAGAGGCUAUUCGAAAUUACAUGUGGCACUGCUGAAGUAUCAGAGAAAAGCGCAUCUUCUGCGAAAGUUCAUAGGCUACCUUGCUAAGGGCCAAGGCUAGAUUGAGGCGAGAGUCGAGAAGUUUGCAGUCAUAGGUCAAACCCAUAGCAAUAGUUGGAGGUGUCACUUUUAUUUGAAAGUGCUCCCAAAGAACCUGGUCGGUAUAAUAUAACAUCUCCUUUGGUUCAAUACGAUUCUUGCUUUCUCAUCGUCCACCACUCACAGCCAGCCAAUCCUGGUGAUAACGAGGAUGGAGUGCUGCUCAGACCAUUGAUAAAGCGCGAACAGGAAUAGCAUCGGAAUAGAAUCGUUGAAUUAUCCUGAUCACUACCACAGCAACAAAAGAAAAAAUACAUAUGGAAGGGUUGCGUUGAAGUUUUCUGCCUCAACGAAUGACAGUUUUCAAAGUUAAACGUUGGUAGUAAAACCUUGGCUCACCUUCGGUAAGGAAGGUGCUGUACCAGGGUUUUGAGGAUACGCGUAUUACACCACACCCUACGUAAUGGAUGAUGUGCUUAUGGUGCAUAACAUCUGCGUAGGAAAAUGAAAGUGGUAUCAUGCAGACACUGUACCGUGACUUUGAGGAGUUAAGUUUUAUGUAAUGGGAUAGCACCAUUGAAAUUUGCAUAACUGAAAACUACAUGGACAGAGGAAGCCUGUGGUAGCGAAAAAAAAAAAAGCCAGUAACUGUUCUUCAGAAGCGUUGCUCCAAGAGUGUUGCCGCCAGCUCAGUUGCUACAAGAGAGUAUAAGUGUUGCACAGGUUGCAUUCAAUGGAGUUUCGCUAUCUCUAUGUAAAAGAUGAAAGAAUAGGAAAAUUGUUUCACAAUUUGACGUGUCCUGUAAGGUUGCUUUAUGUGAGUACUAUGUCUAUUGCAACAUCAAAUCAGUACCUGACUUGAGACAUUACCUUUUUAGUGUUUACUCUCUCCCAACGAAUUAAUAUUUCCAUUUUGCCAGCAUUCUAAUUAACACAUUACUUGAACUGAAGGCAAUUAUAUAGAUGGUGGAGAUUUUGCAGGACGUGUCAGGAUAAUGUCAAAGACCAAUUCAUUCAUUAGUUCUGAGUUCAUGUUAAGUACGGUUUGGCUUGCAAUAAUUGGCACUCUCACAAAAUCAAGAUUUUUGUGGCUAUGGAUAGAAUGGUAUUCUAGUGUACAAACAGGUGCACCUACCAUUACACUUAUCACACAAGUAAACAAUUUGCAAUUGCUGGGUUUCAUCCAUGUAGAGAACAUCGCAGCUGCAAACACUCAGCUGAGUUACUGGAAUCUGCAUUCACAGAAUGCUCAUGGCACACACAAAAGCCUGAACAUCAAACUUAAACAAAUGCUUAUCUAAAGCCCAAUUUGGCCGAAUUUCCUGUUCAGACCAAGCUGUGUAUUGUACACCAGAAGCCAGAUGCUUCAAAAGUACUUGAAUCAGCUGGCACAUUGAAGUACUCAAGUUUGAAUUAUUGCGAGUCAACCAUACACUGCCCUGCAUCUGCAAGGCAUGGCUUCCAACCAAUUUUUCUACUUUGCGUCCCCACUUCUUUUCUUAGAAACCAUUUUGUUCUUCGAGAACAAAAACAGCGUCUGAAAGGUCUGUGUUCAUUAUGCAGUGAGUCAUCAGCUUUUUGUGUCUUGUUAACUGCAAGUUGUGUGUUCACACAUCCGAGAUCAGGGAGCUCGUAUGUAUACCCAGUUUUUAGUAUGGUGCGCAGGAGGAGUGAUGGCCUACCAGCGACACCACGACAUCAUUGCCAAAGCAAGUGUUUUUUUUGUGUGUUUUGUAUAGUGUACAUGAUCAAACCAGCGUUGUGGGGGACACGGACUCUCCAGCAUUUAAUUAUUUUGUCUCUACAGAUCUGUUUUUUUGUGCGCUCUCUGCAAGGACGGCAACCGGACUGGACAAAGAGGCGUGCGAGUGUGUCACAACUGAACCAUAGAUUAUAUGGUUUUAUACAAAGUAAUAAAUCAAAUCACUUCUUA